AUGUCUGUGAAAAAGUUAAAAAGCAGCGGUCUGCUUAGGCUGGAAAGUAAGAGCGUCGAUAAGACGGAUUCGAAUAAUAAUCUCGUAAAAAAAAACACCAAUGUAAAAAUUGUGAGGAAGAAAACAGAUGGACAAAUUGAGAAGACACUGACGGGGAGCGUUCUUCCUCCUCAGGUGGACAAGGUGGUGAAGCUGAAGGUCCUUAACAAGGCGCAAGAAGGGGGAGCCACCGUUGUGAUGAAUGCAGGCAUUACAUGGGACGACAACGACCCUACUAACAUGGCGGAAUCAACCAUGAAGAAGCAGGAUGAAAAAAAGGUUUAUGGUGUUCGGAAAAUCGUCUCGAAAUUUAGUGUGAAGCGAGGGAAGACAAAUCAGGAUGGCCACAGAGACCUCCUUGAGGAAAAGGAUCAGCGGGGGGGAGAAGAAGAAAACAUCGAAUACCCCCAGGGGAACUUCGUCUACGAUGAUACAGGUAAUGGUAACGGUAAAAAUUACUACGAUAAUAAUGAUCCUGCUGCUGAUGACAACCCUCCUGAUAUUGGAAAAACAAUUGUGAAGAAGAAAAAAGGCACUGAGAAGGAGCCAAACCGAAGCAAGCAGUGCGGAAAUGAUGCUUUACCUGUAACUCAGUUUGAGCAUCCAGGUAACCACAACGGAAGGAACGAUAAAAGCGAUAAGGUAGAAGAUGACUCGGAAAAUGAAAUCCUGAAUUCAAUUCUCAGCAAAAAUGAUGAGUCCACCUUAGCAGAAGCACCAAAGGAAGAAGUGAAAAAAAAAAAAAAAAAAAUUAUUGUCCGGAAGAAGAUACCCAUAAGUGAAAAAUUAAAGAAUGCAGAAAAAGCUAACCACUUUCCCGGGGUACAAACAAUCCCUGCAGGACGGACACCUCGCGGCGCCACAGCCAUAAUCACCAACAAUAGCAAUCGUGGAAAAUUUCCCCAGCCGAACGAAUGCUGCGAACAAAUGGUGAACGAGAUAAAAAUGAACGAAACGAAAUUCGUACUACUGCAAGAGACGCACAAAGAAAAAAUGAACAACAUGAUACAGGAAAACAAAAAAGAGAAAGACAUGCUAAACACGUACAUAAAAAAUUUAAACGAAGAAAUGCAUCAUAUAAAUAAUAAGCUAUGUGAUGAAACGAAGGAAAAAGAUAAACUGAACGAAAACUAUCAAAAUUUACAAAAUGACAAGUUAGAGUUGGAAGAAAAAGUUGACAUGUUAAAAAGACAGAUAGAAGAAUCAAACGAAAUGUCUACCCUCCUGAAUGAAAAGAUUGCCACUCUGGAGGAAGAAAAUAAAAUGCUACUGGAUAGGGACCAACAAAAUGAACUAAAGGUUGAACAAAUGCAAAGUGAGAAAAUAAAAAUGGAAAAAAAAAUAGACGAACAGAAUAUUUUAAUCAAAAAAAAGGAUGAACUCAUAAACAAGUACAUGAGUGAAAUAGAGAAUUAUAAAAACGUUUUGAAGAACAAGGGGGAAAUGAUGAUCCUUGGUAGCUCCACUACUAUCGAUAAAAAUAUGUCAGACAAAAACAGCCAAAAGGAACAUGUAGCCAAAUUGAUAAAGGAAAAAAAGGAACUCAUUUAUGCCUUCAAAAAACAGCUAGACUUGAUAGUAAUCCUCAAAAAGCAAAUAAGUCUUCUCGAAAAUAACAAAAUUGUUAAUAUGACUUCUGGUGAGCUUAAGAAGGUGCUUCACGAUUAA
This is a messenger RNA of Plasmodium knowlesi strain H, 1707 nucleotides long. RefSeq names its product conserved Plasmodium protein, unknown function. The record is from RefSeq and is a predicted model, not a curated record. NCBI's taxonomy places the organism in Eukaryota, Apicomplexa, Aconoidasida, Haemosporida, Plasmodiidae. The transcript has a single exon. The coding region runs from base 1 to 1707 and encodes 568 amino acids.